CAGCUCACAACCCAACAAACCCCAGAUUUUCCACUCCUCAAGCCCACAACCCACAACUCAUCAAAAUGCAACUCCUCACCUACCCCCCUCUCGUCCUCAGCCUGAGCACCCCCGCCCUCUCAGCUUCUUGGGGAAUCAAGGCCUGGCACAGCGACGACUGCAGUGGCUCCCUGCUGACGCACAUCGAGAACUCUCCCAAGACGGGGUGCUUCAACUUCGACAAGAAAGAGGGGUACGGGAUCCGCUCAAUCAACGGAAACUUCAAAAGCAAGGACUACCACAUCACGAUCUACCCCAAGGAGAACUGCAAGGGGACGGCGGCGUGGCCCGGCAAGAGCAUCAGUCCCCACAAGUGCGAGGUGUUCAAGGAGUGGACCUCGAAGGUGGUCAUGUACUCGUACAAGGUCACUGCUGCUUAGGCUUUUGUCAGGGGGAUUGGAGGGGGUACCAGGAUGUCGCUGCGCUGCGCCUUUGGCUUCAUCAUACAUAUGGAUCUUCAUGCUGCAGGAUUUUCGAGCGAAUUAUAUGUACUUACUCUCACCCUUUCCAU
Messenger RNA from Aspergillus aculeatinus CBS 121060, 550 nucleotides. RefSeq lists its product as uncharacterized. The record is from RefSeq and is a predicted model, not a curated record. The coding region runs from base 66 to 419 and encodes 117 amino acids. The transcript has 2 exons. Lineage: Eukaryota; Fungi; Ascomycota; Eurotiomycetes; Eurotiales; Aspergillaceae.